Molecule: messenger RNA, 654 nt
Organism: Ixodes scapularis (black-legged tick)
Lineage: Eukaryota; Metazoa; Arthropoda; Arachnida; Ixodida; Ixodidae
Exons: 1
Coding region: 1-654 (217 amino acids)
Source: RefSeq, a predicted model, not a curated record
AUGGAUAGGCUGAAACAGAAGCGAAAAGCCCUGCGUUCACAGGUAACAAAGCUGCUGACAGAAAUCGAUACAGCUACCCAAACCGAAGUGCCGAUUGAGGAAGAGCUCAACGUCUUACUGACUCGUCUCAACGCGCUACAUGGUCAGCUUACCGAAACGGACUCUGCCCUCGAACCAUUGUUGCCAGCAAGUGACAUCGAACAAGAGUAUGCUCGGACCGUCGAGUACAGCGAUCGUAUCGUCACCUACUCGGCAAGACUGACGUUCAAGGUGCGGACCCUACACGAGAGAGCGAGUACAAGCGGUCAAGAAAUCCCAACAAACCACCGCAGUCCCACUUUGUCAGUCAAGGUCAAUUUACCAAAACUUGAACUCUUGAAAUUCAACGGACAACGUCAACAAUGGCAGCCCUUCUGGGAGCACUUCGAGCAGGUCAUCCAUGGUAACCCAGAACUGUCAUCAGCCGAGAAGUUCCACUACCUCAGAUCGGCGUUGUCGGGAGAGGCUGCUGCAGCGAUUGCCGGAUUUCCACCAACGGCCAGCUGUUAUGAAGAUGCGCGGGAGAUCAUAAAGUCCCGUUACGGCGACGAGGCGCUGCUAGUAGAUGACCACAUGAUGAAACUAGCAGAACGGCAGCCAGUUCGAACCUCGUAA